AUGCUGUCGUCUACGGUGGUGACGGUCAUGGCACCUCACUGGAGCGGGCGACUGCGCAGGAGCAAAAGGGAAGGGAUGUCGGACUUUCAGGGGAACUUGCAAACCAGGACAGAAAUCUCCUCGGAUGUUGAGAGGAUGCUGUCGAGUGGACUGCAAAGCCAGCAUCGUGCACCUUUCGUAAGGAGCAAUACCGUGGGCUGGUCAGCAAGGAGUGGACCUACAAGUUUGGACAAUGAAAGAACAAUGCUUACAUCUGCCUCUUUGGACAAUAAGAGAACCGACAGACCCAUCCCGUCGCCUCUCUCCUCUGUCUCCACACCCUCCACUCUCUCCCUUGUCCCCCAUGUCCAUAGACUUAAACGAACCACAAAGAUCGCCGCAAAGGGGCCACUCGCCGCUAAGUUCAAAGCCAACGACGAGCAGCAUGCUUUUGUCUUUACGAAGGGUCAACAGUCCAAUGAGUCCUACUGA
Messenger RNA from Knipowitschia caucasica, 471 nucleotides. The record is from the annotation of a GenBank genome assembly. NCBI's taxonomy places the organism in Eukaryota, Metazoa, Chordata, Actinopteri, Gobiiformes, Gobiidae.